AUGUCCAAGAAAGCGACCUCCAAAUCUUCUCCCACCAGCGGCCGGGGCACACAAUCCUCAGACUUGUAUAAAUUUCAUCGACCGAAGUUGAACCUGCACGAUACGCCGCAUCCGCUCAAGCGCGAAUCGAGGCAUGCGCUACGGAACCUCGCGUCCUGUCGCUCGGUGAGGCCAAGUUCGCCGUUACCGUUCUAUCCACGGUCACAGUGCGCUGCGGUACUUGUUGCAUUAUUCGUAGGCCGAAUGGGUGACCUCUACGUCCUCCUGAGUCGACGAGCGGAAACCCUAAGGUCGUAUGCCGGAGAUACAGCACUACCUGGAGGGAAAGUCGAACCAGACGAUAGGACGAUCGAGGAUACGGCUAGACGGGAAGCGUUCGAAGAGAUCGGCUUGCCGAGAGACAGGCAUAAGGUCCCGCUGCUUUGCGUCUUGGAGCCCUUUCUGGUUGGAAACAACAUCCUCGUGACCCCAGUAGUCGUUCUCAUCCUUGACAACACCCUCCGACCCAUUCUAAACACACCCGAAGUGCACACCCUCUUCUCUCACCCACUCGCUUCGUUUCUCUCCACUUCCGCACCUUUCACCUCCACCACGCCAGAUGAUGGCCAUGUUGGAAAGGGUGAAAUGCAAGGAGAAGAUACCGGUGACGAGAAUAAGGAGCAUUAUAUACGGAUGCAUCAGUUUUUGACUGGAAGGGAGCAGGGAGGUGUUAAACCCGUUUAUGGCGUGACUUCUGCGAUCCUCAUCCACAUAGCAGCGCAGGCCUAUCGCCACCCACCAGCGUUCGACAUCCAAGCUCCGAAUCAACCCUCGAUGCAUGAACGAAUAGCUUGGGCUCUUCUUCAUGUACCACAACUGCGAGAGGCAUGUGAGAAGGAGGGUGUUGACCCAGUGUUGGCGGCGGACGGAUGGAUUAAGGAAGGUAGGAGAGUUGGGAAGGAGGAAAGGAAUACUGAUAGGGGAAGAAGGAGGAAAAGUGCGGCGUUGUGGGCGAGGUUGUGA
This is a messenger RNA of Stereum hirsutum FP-91666 SS1, 1002 nucleotides long. RefSeq lists its product as uncharacterized. The record is from RefSeq and is a predicted model, not a curated record. Gene Ontology annotation, biological process: coenzyme A catabolic process. The transcript is spliced from 10 exons. Gene Ontology annotation, molecular function: acetyl-CoA hydrolase activity; coenzyme A diphosphatase activity. The coding region runs from base 1 to 1002 and encodes 333 amino acids. NCBI's taxonomy places the organism in Eukaryota, Fungi, Basidiomycota, Agaricomycetes, Russulales, Stereaceae.